ACUUGACUGUCUCCUACCUCACUGUUUCCCCUCUAGGUGUUACCCAAAAGGUUAUUGGAGUAAAUGGGCAGUUCCCCGGACCCAUUCUAAAUCUCACUACCAACUGGAAUGUUGUUGCAAACGUCAAAAACAAUCUUGAUGAGCCUUUGCUUAUCACAUGUUAAAUGCAUAUAGGAAUGGUGUACAAUUGAGGAAGAGUUCUUGGCAAGAUGGCGUCUCUGGGACAAAUUGUCCAAUACCUGCUGGAUGGAACUGGACUUAUCAGUUCCAAGUCAAGGACCAGAUUGGGAGUUUCUUCUAUUUCCCUUCAAUGAACUUUCAAAGAGCAGCAGGUGGUUAUGGAGGAAUCACUAUAAACAAUAGAGAUGUUAUCCCUUUACCAUUUGGGUUGCCAGAUGGAGAUGUCACCUUAUUUAUCGGUGACUGGUACAUUAAAAGUCAUAAGGAAAUGAGAGUAGAUCUUGAAAAAGGCACUGGACUUGGAGCACCUGAUGGUGUGCUGUUUAAUGGGUUGGGCCCAUACCGCUACGAUAAUGGGCUUGUGCCUGAUGGCAUUCAUUAUCUUAUGGUCAAUGUUGAAGCAGGCAAAACAUACCGCUUGCGUGUGCAUAAUGUUGGGAUAUCUACCAGCCUGAAUUUCAGAAUACAAAACCACAAUUUACUUCUUGUUGAGACUGAGGGGUCAUACACCGUGCAACAGAGCUAUAUAAGCAUGGAUAUCCAUGUCAAAGCCCGUGGGAGUCGCUAUAUUGCACUACUUGAAUUCUCUUGGGCCCGCUGCGGGCCCACUCCCUGACCUGCCUGAAGAAAAUGACGUGAAUUUCUCGAUGAUGCAAGCAAGGUCAGUGAGAUGGAAUGUAUCGUCCAGCGCAGCCCGGCCCAAUCCGCAAGGCUCUUUCAAAUAUGGGGAGAUCACAGUUACAGAUGUUUAUGUUAUUGUAAAUGGGCCUGCAGAGAUUAUAGAAGGGAAAUGGCGCGCUACACUUAACGGAAUUUCAUAUUUUGCCCCUUCAACACCUUUGAAGCUUGCAGAUGAAUUCAACGUUCCAGGGGUUUUCAAGCUCGAUUUUCCAAACAGAGUGAUGGGUCGACCCUCGAAGAUCGAUACAUCUGUUAUCAAUGCGACUUAUAAAGCCUUUGUGGAAAUAGUAUUCCAAAACAAUGGCACAACUGUUCAAAGCUACCAUCUUGAUGGUUAUGCCUUUUUUGUUGUUGGGAUGGAUUAUGGCUUGUGGAACCAGAACAGCAGAAGCACUUACAACAUGUGGGAUGGAGUGGCUAGAUGCACUACCCAGGUUUUUCCCGGAGCUUGGACUGCUAUACUGGUUUUUCUUGACAAUCCCGGUAUCUGGAAUCUGCGUUCAGAAAAUCUUGAUUCCUGGUACCUUGGCCAAGAAGUCUAUAUCAGUGUUGUCAAUCCAGAGAACGCCGACAAAACUGAGCUACCCUUGCCAGACAAUACAAUAUAUUGUGGUGCACUCUCCUCUCUGCAGAAAGACCAAGCGCGACGAGUUAACUUCUCGAAGGGCUGCAACGUGAAUCUAGCACCGGACGAGGCAUUGGUCACUCACAUUCCUGGCUUCAAUGGCACUAUUCCUUCAAACCAUUAUGCUGGGUAUGUGACCAUAGACGAAACCACUGGUAAGAAAUUGUUUUACUACUUUGUGGAGUCGCAAAGAAGGCCAUCCGAGGAUCCGGUGGUUCUGUGGCUCAACGGCGGCCCCGGCUGCUCAAGCUUCGAUGGCUUCGUCUACGAGCAUGGGCCUUUCAAUUUUGAGCUUGGGAAGACAGGUGAUAGCCUUCCCAUUUUGCAUAUCAACCCUUAUAGCUGGUCCAAGGUUACAAAUAUUAUAUAUUUGGAUUCUCCUUCUGGUGUUGGAUUGUCCUAUUCAGGGAAUGAAACUGAUUACAUAACCGGGGACCUAAAGACUGCUUCUGAUUCUCACACCUUUCUCCUCAAGUGGUUUGAGCUAUACAAGGAAUUCCUUCCCAAUCCAUUUUAUAUAGCUGGAGAAUCUUAUGCUGGAGUAUAUGUACCAACUCUGGCUUCUGCAGUAGUAAAAGGUAUUGAUGCUCGCCUAAGUCCGAAUUUAAACUUUAAGGGUUACAUGGUGGGGAAUGGAGUGGCGGAUGAGGAGUUUGACGGUAAUGCCCUUCUGCCAUUCGCGCACGGGAUGGGCCUAAUCUCAGAUGCAUUAUAUGAGGAAGUUGUAGCUGAAUGCCAGGGAGUCUAUUAUAAAUCGAACCGUAGCACUUGUGCGACCAAGCUAGCAGAAGUUGACACGAAUAUUGCAGAUUUAAACAUGUAUGACAUUCUAGAGCCAUGCUACCAUUCCAAAGGACCUAGCAGCAGGAUCAUGACUUUAGAUUCAAAGCUACCAUUGAGCUUCCGCAAGCUUGGAGAGACUGAUAAGCCUCUUCCAGUGAGGAAAAGAAUGUUUGGGCGCGCGUGGCCCCUUAGAGCUCCGGUUAGAGAUGGAAUUGUCCCAACUUGGCCUCAGCUUCUCCGAAGUGAGAGUGUCCCGUGCGUGGAUGAUAGAGCCGCCACUUCAUGGCUGAACAAUGCAGAAGUAAGGAAAGCAAUUCAUGCAGAACAAGAAAAUGUCACCGGCACUUUUGACAUAUGUACGGGUAAGAUUACUUUUUUCCAUGACGCUGGAAGCAUGAUCACGUUUCAUAAGAAUCUAACUUCUCGGGGUUAUCGGGCACUUGUAUACAGUGGUGAUCAUGAUAUGUGUGUGCCAUUUACUGGGAGUGAAGCGUGGACAAGGUCGAUUGGAUAUAAGACCAUUGAUGAUUGGAGGCCAUGGAUUGUGAAUGAGCAAGUUGCAGGGUAUGUGCAGGGCUAUGACCAUAACCUCACCUUUCUCACCAUUAAGGGAGCAGGACACACUGUCCCAGAGUACAAACCACAAGAAGCCUUAGCAUUUUAUACCCGUUGGCUGGAGGGCAACACCAUUUGAAGCAUCAAAUACUACAACUACACAAAUAAUAAUUUUUUUAUCCUAUAUUCUUAUUUUUAGGGGACUCCCACAAUAUAUAGUUUCACACAAU
Molecule: messenger RNA, 3054 nt
Organism: Cuscuta campestris
Lineage: Eukaryota; Viridiplantae; Streptophyta; Magnoliopsida; Solanales; Convolvulaceae
Source: the annotation of a GenBank genome assembly